This is a messenger RNA of Gracilinanus agilis (Agile Gracile Mouse Opossum), 1900 nucleotides long. It is a transcript of the gene TMA16, whose product is annotated as translation machinery associated 16 homolog. The transcript is spliced from 7 exons. The record is from RefSeq and is a predicted model, not a curated record. Bases 65 to 676 code for a protein of 203 amino acids. Lineage: Eukaryota; Metazoa; Chordata; Mammalia; Didelphimorphia; Didelphidae. Gene Ontology annotation, cellular component: nucleus.
CUGGGCGGGCGGGGGGGAAGCGCGGGGCCUGAGUGCGUGGACUACUGGCGGCGUCAGCGUCACCAUGCCAAAAGCACCAAAAGGGAAAAGUUCAGGACAGGAGAAAAAAAUUAUCCAUCCUUAUAGCAGAAAAGCAGCUCAACUUAAUCGAGAAGCUCACAAACAAGAAAGAAAGGAAAAGUUGAAGAAUGAAAAGGCUUUGCGUCUAAAUAUUAUAGGUGAGAAACUGCAAUGGUUUCAAAGUCACCUUGAUCCUAACAAAAGAGAGUAUUCAAAGAAAGAUGCUUGUGAACUAAUAGAGAGUUACUUACAUCGGUUCAACAGUGAACUGGAACAGAUUGAGUUGCUGAAUAGCAUCAAAGGCAGACAGGGAAGGAGGCACUUUUCUCGAGAAGCAGUCAUCAAACAGACAGUGGAACGCGAGCGGAAACUCUACGAAGGAUGCGGCAUGGAGAUUCCUGACAUUGUGAAUGUAAAACAUCUGAGAACUUUCAGGGAAUGGAAUGGUGAUCUGAAGAAACUGCCAAAUAUUAAGAUGAGAAAAUUUUGUGCUAAUGAUGGAGUUUCUGGCGAGGUUAAGAAGAAACAUGUUGUGCCUCCAGAGGAGGACGUGGGGGAAAUAGAAAGCAAAGAUGGGUCAGAUGACUCUGACGAGGAUAUGCCGGAGGUGGCCUAGUUCUAAUUAAUUUGACUGAGGGAGAAAUAAUUAUACAACUCUCAAGUAUUGCUGGUAAAUAUUCUGCUCAUACAGAUUUAUAGAAUCUCUUUCCUGCCCUGGUCUGUAAAGUAAUAUUUGCCAUAUUGUCUUAAAAGAAUAAGUCAUAUUUGAAGGGUGCUUAAUAUUUUAAUUUAAGCUAUUAAAAAAAGAACUGCAUGCUUUACUUGGAUGUAUCAGGAUAAAGAAAAAGGAACUGGCAUAUGAAUUGAGCUCUUUUUUUAUCACAUAGAAUAUCAGAAUCAGAAAGGAUCACCGGAUUCUUCUAAAUCAUACCCUUAACUAUGCAGGAAUCUCUUCUACAAUAUACCCAUUAAAUGGUCAUCCAGUCUAUGCUCAGAGAAUGAGGGAGUCAGUGAUUUUCAGAGUCAGCUGGAGCCUCUUGGGCUUACCUCUCAUUGUUAGGAAGGCUUUCCUUACAUCAAGCUACUUCUGGUUCUGAUUCUACCUUGUAGCUUAGCAUAGUGAGACUCAUUCCUUUUUACCAUGGUAGUUCCUGAAAAAUACUCCUGAAGUGAUGUCCUUCAUCACAUUUUUUGGUUAGGUUUAAAAAGCUUGUUUCCUUAAUAUGUUUACUCACACUUCAGGAGCACUGCUCAGAGCUGGGCUCUACCAAUGUCAAGACAAAGCCAACCCUUUCAUUAUUAUACCACCCUCCCUCCUUUUAUUAGGAAGUAGAAAAAAGUCUGUUUUGUAGAAGGAAAACAUUCAUCACUGACAUAUUAAUUGUUGCCUUCAUAAUCAAAGAGAGUAGAAAAGUUAAUAGGAACCACUAGUAUCUUAUUAUAUUAAUUUCCCUUCUUGCCAAGUUAAUCUGCCUACUAAGAGGGGCACAAAUGAAUUUGGAUUUUCUUCUCUUGGUGGUGUAUGGUUUUCUGAUUUCCCAUCAUAAAAUGUGAUGCAUGUUUCUGUAGCUAAAACAGUCUUAAUAAGUAAAAAAAAAAUUCAUAUUUACAUUCUUUCCAAGGGUUGGGAUAAAUUGACAGAUAGUAUGCCUUCCUUCAGAAUUAAAAGAAACACUAACAUUUGCUAGAAAUAUGAGAUUGUUCAGUGGUAUAACUUACAAUAUACUUCUAAUGUUUAUGUCAUGUAUUCAUAACAAAAAGUGAAUUGUUCAGGGAAAGAGAGAUUGAGAGAUUAUUUUUGUUAACUAUUAAAGCAAUUUGUCAGUGCUAUAAAAAUAUA